This is a messenger RNA of Manis javanica (Malayan pangolin), 2661 nucleotides long. The record is from RefSeq and is a predicted model, not a curated record. Lineage: Eukaryota; Metazoa; Chordata; Mammalia; Pholidota; Manidae.
CUAAGCGCGAGGAGCGUGCGCGCUCACGUUGCGGUGACGGUGGUGGCAAGCGGCGUCAGAGCUUUACGGGGGGGCUGACGGUUUCUGGCGGGUGGCGGUGUUGGAGGCGAGAGCUUGCUUAGUCGGUAUCGCUUCUGUCUCAGGAACCCGACGGAGUGAGGGAACGCGGGUCGCUUCCGAGGGCUCCUGCCUUCCACGUACGCGUCGUCGUGAGGAGCACAGCCCGAGCUCUCUGCAGCCCCUCCUGCUCUCUUUCCGCACGCCUUGAGGCGGCGAUUGCAACCGAGACAGCGUCUCACCUCCCCCUACCCCUUCCCCUGGUCCCCCCCGCCCGAAAGGGCCCAGUCGGCGCCCCACCCCCGCCUGUCUACCCGCUACGCCGCCGCCGCCAUGUCGGCGCAGGCCCAGAUGCGCGCGAUGCUGGACCAGUUGAUGGGCACCUCCCGGGACGGAGAUACUACUCGUCAACGAAUCAAAUUCAGUGAUGACAGAGUAUGCAAGAGUCACCUUCUGAACUGUUGCCCCCAUGAUGUCCUCUCUGGAACUAGAAUGGAUCUUGGAGAAUGUCUGAAAGUCCAUGACCUGGCUUUAAGGGCAGAUUAUGAAAUUGCAUCCAAAGAACAAGAUUUUUUCUUUGAACUUGAUGUAUGUGAUUUUAUAUCCACUAGUCAGGCAAGAGAGGUAAUGGAUGACAUUGUAGGAAGUGGGAAUAGUAUGUGCAAAGUCAAAGAGGCAGAGGACAAAAGGGCAGAACGUGUUCAUGAGUUAAAUGAAGAAAUUGGUAAAUUAUUGGCUAAGGUGGAACAACUAGGAGCUGAAGGGAAUGUGGAAGAAUCCCAGAAAGUAAUGGAUGAAGUAGAGAAAGCGCGAGCAAAGAAAAGAGAAGCCGAGGAAGUUUAUCGGAAUUCUAUGCCAGCUUCCAGUUUCCAGCAGCAGAAACUUCGAGUUUGUGAAGUCUGCUCCGCCUAUUUAGGUCUUCAUGAUAAUGAUAGACGACUGGCUGAUCAUUUUGGGGGUAAACUGCACCUGGGAUUUAUUGAAAUAAGAGAGAAGCUUGAAGAAUUAAAGAGAGUUGUAGCUGAGAAGCAGGAGAAAAGAAACCAGGAACGUCUGAAACGAAGAGAGGAAAGGGAGAGAGAAGAAAGGGAGAAGCUGAGGAGGUCUCGGUCACAUAGCAAGAAUCCCAAAAGAUCCAGGUCUAGAGAGCAUCGCAGACAUCGGUCUCGCUCCAUGUCACGGGAACGGAAGAGGAGAACUCGAUCCAAAUCUCGGGAGAAACGCCAUCGCCACAGAUCCCGCUCUAGCAGCCGAAGCCGAAGCCGCAGCCACCAGAGAAGUGGGCACAGUUCUAGAGACAGGAGCAGAGAGCGAUCCAGGAGGAGAUCCUCAAAAGAAAGAUUCAGAGACCAAGACUUAGCACCACGUGACAGAGACAGGAAUUCAAGAGACAGAUCACCUCGUGACAGAGAUCGAAAAGAUAAGAAGCGGUCCUAUGAGAGCGCUAAUGGCAGAUCAGAAGACAGGAGGAGCUCUGAAGAGCGCGAAGCAGGGGAGAUAUAAUUAGCUGUGUACAUAUCCUCAACCCUUAAGCUUCCUAUGGAGUUACAUACUAUUGUUUAGUUUGCAGCUGUUCGGGGUGACACAGUGAGCAGUUCCAGACACCGAUCCAGCUAGGCUAGAUGUACAGUAUCUAACUUGAUCUGAACUUGUUUUCCUUGAUGAAGCCUAAAACUACAUCCAUAGUUUCUGGUGACCCUGUAAUACAAUUCUGAAAGUACAAUUUUAUAUAAUAAGACACCAGUGUCUUUAUUCUUUGUAGUAGGAGUGGUAGUGAAUGAAUUGUGUUACUUGCCUUGGGAUUUUUUGACAUUUGUAAAAUGCUGUCUUCCUUUCUUGUCUUGGAAUUUUUCUUUUUAAUUAUUCUUUCUUUGACUUUUGUAUCCCCUAAUACCUCCACGCUCUCAUUAUAAAAAAACGGGGGCAGGGAAGCAAUAUAACUUCUGUUCCGAGGUUCUGUUCCCAUUAUUAAUUACUAGCUGAUGACAGUUCAGAGCAUUUAUACUGGAAUGUGUGCAGGAGAAAUUUAAAAUACUGGGACUUUUGUUUUAUUUUAACAGUGCCUAUUUAGAGUUGGAAGUUGAACAGCUGUUGCAUUACAUACUUUGCUUUUUUAUUGAAAUUUUGAAAUCAAACAUGUCUUGAUUUUUUCUGUUCUAUUGAAUUGCUAUGUUCAGGAUGUUUUGGAAAGGUGGGUGGGGGCAGGGACUAUUUCAUAAGCACUUCUUUUAUUUUGUGUGUGUGGAGUAUAAAGACUACACCCUUACUGUAAAAAAUAAUAACAAUAAAGUGAAAGAAACAAUCACUACCGCCAUAAUUCAACUGUAACUUGUAAAUUGUCACUAGAACUAUUAGCUGUGGGCAUUUUCUUCUAUCGUUAAUAGUGCCUAUUGUGCAAGGCACCAAAUGAAAUAUAUACUGCAAAGAUUCAAGACGAACUGUUGUUCCUCCUGGGCCCCUUGCCGACUGUAUUCCAGCUCCUUCAGGGAUGUCUGGAACAACUGCUAUAGAGAAGGACCGGACCUACAGAAGAAAUUGGGGUUUUUGUUUGUUUUGCUUUUUCAUUCAGCAAACUGAAAUAAAAACAUGGUGUAACCAACGUAA